AUGACGGAUCACAAUGCCCAAUGCGACAGCUCGAAUCAAGUAUGGCACGCGUUUCCUCGAAGUCAACUGAACCAGCGCUAUGGGGAGAUCAUGACUGAGGUCGACUCACAGGCUCUUCAAGUAGCUCAUCGCGAACCAGAUUCGGAGGCACGGAGAGCGUUUGAUUCUUUAGCCACCGUCCGACCUCGACAGAACGCGCUUUGUCCAUUUUUCCGCAUACCGACCGAGAUUCUGAGCGAGGUAUUCACCCUGAUCGCGAUGGACGAGGAUGAAUACUUGGGAUGUAACGCAGAUGACUACGAAGAUCUUGCAGGAGUUGAUAUUGCGAAGACCAAUCUUGGAUGGGUCAAAGUCAGUCACGUUUGCCAUAUGUGGAGGGAAGUCGCUCUGUCGACCGCUACUUUAUGGGGAAGAAUUCCAUUCUCCCUCCCGAAAUGGAUCCCGGUGUCACUUGUCCGCUCUCGAGGAGCCCCUCUUUUGAUCGACUACACCUUUUGCGACAGGCAGUUCUACGAUAGCCACCCGGAUACUUUCUACAUUGCGUCUGCACUUGCGGAGCUUCAGCGCGCGAAGGUGCUUUCUUUAUACGGCAUGGCGUGCAGGACUUCCCUCCAGUUCCUGAGCACUGCCCUCACAUCGAAAUCUGCUCCCAUCUUAGAGGAGUUUUCGCUCUCGUUAGGGGCCAUACGCGGAGCCGACAGGCCUUGGACUCUUCCCUCCAAUAUAUUUCUUAACCAGUCGCCUCGACUUCGACAACUCUCGAUAUCUGGACCGGUACUUGUCCCUUGGACUUCUCAUGUCUUCACGGGACUCACUGUCUUACAAAUCCGUGAUCCCGCUGGAGCAUCGCCGUCCAUGGAACAAAUGUCGAGCGUCCUCCGUCAUAAUCCUCAAUUAGUAGAAUUAUUGCUGACCAAUUCGGCCCUACCUACGUCGAGUUCGGUGUCGAAGCCUCCAAUAUCUUUGGAUCGCCUUGAGCGGCUUCACGUUGAAGGCAGCGUUUUAUCAUGCUCGCUGCUUGCGACUCUGAUCGUAAUCCCUCCUUCUACGCGAGUCUCCAUAAGGACGGACGACCUAGAUAACCAUUACGACAAGGCGAGAGACACUGUCACUGCAUUUUCUUCACUCCUACGGCCAGGCUGUCAAACAAUCGAUUUGUCCAUGAGCAGCAUGUGUAGUGUCCUCACUCUACUAGCUUGGGACAGGCCUAUAUCCCCACUGCAGUACCAUCAGCCCCGCGAUCCACUUAUGUCAUUCAUGAUAGCCAGAGGACAGCCACACGGGCUAUGUGAUCCAUCCGUUCUGCUCAGCAUUGAACGACUGGUCGAUUUUCGGGAAUUGCGGCGAAUUUUCAUCAUGAUGAACCUCUCGUGCGCAGAGGAAGGGUUGGACACUCAUCAUUGGAACCAUCUCUUGAAACCAUGCUGCGAAAUGAGGCAUGUUCAGAUCACUGGUCAAUCGUCAGCCACAUUUUUGCGGUCUUUGUCUUCAAGAGAUGACCACCAGCCGUCAGCGUGUGGACUCGACGACGGUACCUUUCUCCCAAAACUCGAGAGCGUGAAUCUUGGAGGGGCGAAAAUCUCCGCUACAGACUUCACGGGAUUUUUGGACUGGGCCCGACGGCGCAAGGCCCUCGGUGCUCCUCUCAAAAGACUCCGGCUCAGAGGCUGUGAUCUUCGGUACACACCUGCAUCUAUGUGCCAGGCCAUGCAAGAAGAGGUGGUCGAGUUCCCGUAUCCAGACGGAUCGCGAUACCUGGAUAUCGUGGACGGAAUGAGGGGUGUCUGAGGAGCAGCUGCGUUCAUAAACCGAUGUAGUUGGAAAUUCGUUCUUUACGACGCC
Molecule: messenger RNA, 1842 nt
Organism: Stereum hirsutum FP-91666 SS1
Lineage: Eukaryota; Fungi; Basidiomycota; Agaricomycetes; Russulales; Stereaceae
Exons: 5
Coding region: 1-1788 (595 amino acids)
Source: RefSeq, a predicted model, not a curated record